AUCAGAAUUUAGCACAGCACAUAUUGUCAAAGAAAACUUAUUAUGGCUUACGCUUCCUCCCUCUUUCUUUCUUAGCUGCUGUGGUCUGUUAUGGGUGACCUAGAGCAGUACUUCACAACCUUUCGAUACCAGGGAUCAGCUAGCUGCCUUCCUAAACUGUGCACUGAGGAGAUCUCGGGAACCAGCAUCAUCUAUGGAGCACUAAUCCUAGAGCAUGGAGAAAAAGGCAGUAGAUCUGAGGCUCUGUGGACGAGUCUUUAGUUAAAGUGAAUCACCAGCAUCUAAGUCAGUUCGGAUUUGUGGUGUUUUCUGCUGGACUCUGACAACCAAACUAUCCUGUUUAGUCCACUAAACAAAGAUUGAACUGGCUGCCUUGCAACAGAUCAUGAGCAGGUAAUGCACAAAGAGCACCACUGGGAAUCAUGUCGGACGAGUCAAUCUCAGGGAGUGAUCCAGACCUGGACCCAGACUUGGAGCAGGAGGAUAUGGAAGAGGAGGAGGAGGAAGAUGAUGAGGCAAUGGAGGAGGACAAUGAUGGGGAUGACGAGGAAGACUUACUUGAUGAGAAUGACCAGCGUCCGGAAGAUGUGUUCAACAGCGACCGUGUUCAGCACGGCGAGGAUGGAGACUGGCAACGCUCUACUUCAACUACCUCAUCUCAGAGUGAGCGGGCAGAGCGACGCUUACAGAACCAGCAUAAGAGCCUGGCCUCUGAGGACACCAAAAAGAAGAGGGCUCAGAAACCUUCUCACAUGAGGAGGAACAUAAGAAAGCUGCUGCGGGAGGACCAGCUCGAGGCUGUGACAAAAGCGGCCCAGCUAGAAGAGUUGGAGAGGAGGAAACGGCUGGGGGCUGUACCGCUAGAGUUCCUUCCAGAGGAAAUAGUUUUAAGAACAGCGGAUGCCACUCAGCUUCCUCCUCAGGUCCUAGCUGAGGAAGUGAUCUGCUUGGAUAGCACCAGCAGUGGCAGUGAAGAUGACGCAAAAGGAAUACUGCAUGGCAUUAAAGAUGAAGUGAUCGAACUGAGUUCAGGAGAGGAUGAGGCCCUCCAGAUUGUGGAGAGCAGCGACUCUGCCAACGAGGGGGAGGACGAUGGCACGGAAGAGAGCAGCGGCUCUCAUGUGAAUGACGCCUUAAAUCAGCUGGAUCCUCUGGGGCAGGUCAUUGUCAACAUCAACCAUCCACCAAAUGAAGAAGACAUUUUCCUGGCUCCGCAGCUUGCUCGGGCAGUGAAGCCUCACCAGAUCGGCGGAAUCCGCUUCCUGUACGAUAACCUGGUGGAGUCCCUGGAGAGGUUUAAAAGCAGCAGCGGGUUUGGGUGCAUCUUGGCCCAUAGCAUGGGGCUGGGCAAGACCAUCCAGGUCAUCUCUUUCUUGGACGUGCUUUUCCGGCACACAGAGGCAAAGACUGUCCUUGCCAUUGUCCCUGUGAACACGCUCCAGAACUGGCUAGCAGAAUUCAACAUGUGGCUCCCCCCGCCCCCAAAGCUUCCUGCGGCACGCUUCUUCAAAGUCCAUAUCCUGAAUGAUGAACACAAGACGACGGCUGCCCGAGCGAAAGUGGUGACUGACUGGGUGACAGACGGUGGGGUGCUGCUGAUGGGCUAUGAGAUGUACCGUCUCCUCUCGCUGAAGAAGUCCUUUGCCAGUGGCAGGAAAAAGAAAACAAAGAAACAAGCUGGCCCUGUCAUUAUCGACUUGGAUGAGGAGGACCGGCAGCAGGAGCUUCUGAAAGGGAUCGAGAAGGCUUUAUCCCGCCCUGGCCCGGAUGUAGUUAUCUGUGAUGAGGGACACCGGAUUAAGAACUGCCAUGCCAGCACAUCCCAGGCCCUGAAGAACAUCCGCUCCAGGCGGCGGGUGGUGCUGACGGGCUACCCGCUCCAGAACAACCUCAUUGAGUACUGGUGCAUGGUAGACUUUGUUCGGCCUGACUUCCUGGGCACCCGGCAGGAGUUCAGCAACAUGUUCGAGCGCCCCAUCCUGAAUGGCCAGUGUAUUGACAGCACGCCUCAGGAUGUCCGUCUCAUGAGGUACCGCAGCCACGUCCUGCAUAGUCUGCUGGAGGGCUUUGUUCAGAGGCGAGGCCAUAAUGUACUCAAGGCUCAGCUUCCCUACAAAGAAGAGCAUGUUAUCCUGGUGCGCCUAUCCAAAAUCCAGCGGGCUCUUUACACAGAGUUCAUGAACCGGUUCCGGGAUGCAGGCAACAGUGGCUGGCUGGGGCUGAACCCGCUUAAGGCUUUCUGCGUCUGUUGUAAGAUCUGGAACCACCCAGAUGUGCUGUAUGAGGCGCUGCAGAAAGAGAAUCUGGCGAAUGAGCAGGACCUGGAUGUGGACGACCUGGGCACAGCUGGAACAAACUCUCGCUGUCAGCCGCCGGGAAUGAAAGUCAAAACAGAGAGUGGUGCUUUGGCCUCACCCAUGGGAGAAGCUACCAACAGCAAGUUCAUUCAGGGCAUUGGCUUCAACCCCUUUCAGGAGAGAGCAAAUCAAGUCGUGACAUACGAGUGGGCCAAGGACAUCCUGUGCGAUUACCAGACGGGUGUUCUGGAGAACUCGCCCAAGAUGGUGCUACUCUUCCACCUGAUCGAGGAAAGCGUGCAGCAGGGAGACAAGAUCCUGGUCUUCAGCCAGAGUCUGUCCACGCUGUCUGUCAUUGAGGAGUUCUUGGCCAAGAGACCAAUGCCCAGUCGUCCGGGCUCAGAUGCGCAAGGCGUUCAUAACUGGGUCCGAAAUCUCCAUUAUUACAGGCUGGAUGGCAGCACUUCUGCCUCGGAACGUGAGCGAUUGAUUAACCAGUUCAAUGACCCCAGUAACGGCUCUGUGUGGCUCUUCCUUCUGUCCACCCGAGCUGGCUGUUUGGGUGUCAACCUGAUUGGAGCCAACAGAGUUGUGGUGUUCGACGCCUCUUGGAACCCAUGCCACGAUGCACAGGCGGUGUGCCGGGUGUACCGCUAUGGGCAGAAGAAGCCGUGCCACAUUUACCGGCUGGUUUCGGAUUACACCUUGGAGAAGAAGAUCUAUGACCGCCAAGUCUCCAAGCAGGGGAUGUCAGAUCGGGUUGUGGAUGAUCUGAAUCCAGUGUUGAACUUCACCCGGAGGGAGGUGGAGAACCUACUGCACUUCGUAGAAGAGGAGUCAAAUCCUGCCCAGCUGGCUUUGGACCCUGUCAAGAUGAAGGAGUCUGUCUUACAGCUGGCCUGUCUCAAGUACCCUCACCUUAUCACCAAGGAGCCUUUCCAGCACGAGUCGCUGCUGAUCGACCGGAAGGAGCACAAGCUGACCAAGGCAGAGAAGAAGGCCGCGAAGAAGAGCUACGAGGAAGAGAAACGAGCCUCCGUCCCCUACACCCGGCCGUCCUACGCCCAGUAUUACCCAGCCAGCGACCAGAGCCUGACCAGCAUCCCUGCCUUCAGCCAAAGGAACUGGCGCCCAGUCUUCAAGGGAGAGGACAAGCCAGUGGCGAGCGUCCGCCCCGUUCAAUCCACCCCCAUUCCUAUGAUGCCGCGACACGUCCCCUUGGGUGCCAUGGGCUCGGCCUCCGGUUCCAACCCCGCUGUCAACUUCCCCAUCAACUACCUGCAGCGCGCUGGGGUCCUCGUCCAGAAGAUUGUCACCACGACAGAUAUUGUGAUUCCGGGCACGAACACCUCCACCGACGUGCAGGCGAGAAUCAGCGCGGGGCCCCCCCCGGCCCCCAGCCAGCACGUCGACGGCCACUUGGCGCUGGACUUGCGGGGCAGCAAGCGCAAGUCGUCCUCGCCCUCUGCCCCCGAGGAGCCGGCCCGGAGGCCACAGAAGAAGCGCCACCUGCCAGCGCCCGUUCAGUCGUACGAACACGGGUACCCAGUCUCCAGUGGGUUCCCCCUGCCCCCUGUCUCUCUAAACCAUACCCUGACCCACCCCUUUGCCCCCCAGGCAGGAAACUCCUUGUACAUGGGCACUGGCUCCUCCUACUACCAGCUGCCCAACCUACUACCAGACCCUCAGCUGGUGUUCCCUGUGACUACUGACCCUCUGCUGACAGCCGGCACCGCCAGCUCCUCUGCUGCUACCUCAGCCACCGCCAGCGUCCCCUCCUUCAUGCUGAACCCCUCCAUGGCGGGGGUGCUCCCCGGCUACUCGCUUCCCUUCACGCAGUCGCUCCUGCCUGAGCCCAGGAUGUUUGCUCCUUUCCCGGCCCCGGGUUUGCCUGGCAGCCUUCCCCGGAGCAUGGCCUCUGCCUACUCGGGCUACCUGUCCCCUCACUCGGGCUACCCGGCCGGGGGCCUCCUGCGGUCCCAGGUGCCUCAGUUUGACUCCCAGGAGGCCUCCGAGGCAGGAUGCAGUUCUGAUGAGGACAAAGAUGACGAUGUGAUCGAGAUCACGGGGAAGUAACGGGCCAGGUCCUGGGAGCGCUGCCAGGAGGCAACAGGGGCAGGACCUUUCCGGAGUCAGGCUUUCGCCUCUGGGCCGGGGCAGCGGAGCUGGGGAAGAGGCGAGGUUAGGUGUCGAGGGU
Messenger RNA from Pelodiscus sinensis (Chinese soft-shelled turtle), 4494 nucleotides. NCBI's taxonomy places the organism in Eukaryota, Metazoa, Chordata, Testudines, Trionychidae. The record is from RefSeq and is a predicted model, not a curated record.